Frieseomelitta varia is the source of this 1407-nucleotide messenger RNA. RefSeq names its product leucine-rich repeat-containing protein 57-like. The record is from RefSeq and is a predicted model, not a curated record. The transcript has a single exon. The coding region runs from base 552 to 1268 and encodes 238 amino acids. NCBI's taxonomy places the organism in Eukaryota, Metazoa, Arthropoda, Insecta, Hymenoptera, Apidae. Gene Ontology annotation, molecular function: protein binding.
ACCACCAUCCAGGCCAAUAUGGCCGAUGGUCUGUCAUUCGGGUGACAUAUCUGACUCGAUUUUCGAUCUUGAAAACAUGUUUACGAACGGUUGAUCUUCACGAACGCAACAUGCUUUGCUCUCACGCUUGUAGAAGGAUAUAAAUUACGACGCCGGUUAAUCCGUUGCAACGAUUUCGCCUUGCAAGCAUUGUCGUCGUGUGAAAAUUAAUCGGAGGAAUAGCGGCGCAACGACAACGAUAUUGGUUACAUAUGUUGAUACAGUGCUAUGCAAAAGUCGUCGUCCACAAUACAAUCUCCAACAAAAAGUAUUUCGGUGGUUUCACAUUUAUCGUGACGAGGAGUAAGUACUGAAUAGUCGACGAAAAAUGUAUAAAUUUCUGAUAAAUUGGAUAAUCAUUUGUUAAAAAAUAAAGUACAUUCGACGAAAAUUAUAUCUUUCCAUCUCUGUUUAUGCCUCUCGAAGAUUGAUAGAAAAUAUCAUAAUAUUACUUAUGACAUAGAGAAAUUGAGAAUAAUUGUACGGUUUAUUUUAUUUGAUGUCAACAUAAAAUGGGGAACUCUGGCUUGAAACAACAUUAUGAGACUGCAAAGAAAACUGGAACAUUAAAACUGUCAGAGAGGAAACUCGACGAAUUUCCACAAAAUCUGUUAGCAUUGUCGCCAUUGCUACGCACGUUGGAUCUAUCGGAAAACAAAUUUGUUCACAUUCCAGAUGAAAUUGGGAAUUUUACAUUGUUAAAGCAACUGAAUAUUAAUCAUAACAGAUUGACCACUUUGCCCGAGGCGCUUGGAACAUUGACCAAGUUAGAAGCUUUAAGUGCAAGUUCGAAUCAAAUAAAAACUGUCCCAUGGUCUUUGUCUAAAUUGACGCGUUUGAAACAAGUCAAUCUGUCUGACAAUCGUAUAACCGAAUUCCCACCCAUGUUUUGCGAUUUAAAAUUUCUGGACGUACUAGACUUGUCAAAAAAUCGAAUUACGACAAUCCCCGACGCGGCUGCUGCGUUACAUGUGGUUGAACUUAACCUCAAUCAAAAUCAGAUAUCGACUAUAUCUGAAAAACUGGCGGAAUGUUCGCGCUUAAAAACAUUAAGGCUUGAAGAAAAUUGUCUGCAACUGAGUGCGAUACCCACAAAGAUUUUGAAAAAUUCCAAGGUCUCCGUUUUAUCGGUCGAAGGAAAUUUAUUCGAAAUGAAACAAUUUGCUAAUCUCGAUGGUUAUGAUAACUAUAUGGAAAGAUAUACAGCAGUAAAAAAGAAGCUGUUUUAAAAGAUAUUCUAUGAUAUAUUAUGAAAUUUGUUAUAAAUAAUAAUAAUAAUUAUAUAAUUGUUUGAUAAAGUUGAAAAGAAGCCGCAUCGUGUUCGCGCAAUUGUAUUAUAUUCGACACUUGCGAAAAAUAACGUAAUCU